Plasmodium malariae is the source of this 2991-nucleotide messenger RNA. RefSeq names its product zinc finger protein, putative. Gene Ontology annotation, molecular function: zinc ion binding. The coding region runs from base 1 to 2991 and encodes 996 amino acids. NCBI's taxonomy places the organism in Eukaryota, Apicomplexa, Aconoidasida, Haemosporida, Plasmodiidae. The transcript has 8 exons. The record is from RefSeq and is a predicted model, not a curated record.
AUGAAAAAUAAGGAAAUUAAUUUUACACGCAAUUAUAAGGAAAAAAAUUGCAUACAUAAUAGUAGGGGAAGAGAAAAUAUGAACAGUAAUAGUAAUAGUAAUAGUUAUAGUUAUAGUUAUAGUAAUAGUAAUAGUAAUAGUAAUAGUAAUAGUAAUAGUAAUAGUAAUAGUAAUAGUAAUAGUAAUAGUAAUAGUAAUAGUAAUAGUUAUAGUUAUAGUUAUAGUUAUAGUAAUAGUAAUAGUAAUAGUAAUAGUAAUAGUAAUAAUAAUAAUAAUAAUAAUAAUAAUAAUAAUAAUAAUAAUAAUAAUAAUAAUAAUAAUAAUAAUAAUAAUAAUAAUAAUAAUAAUAAUAAUAAUAAUAAUAAUAUUACAAAAAGUUUUGAUUUAAAUUUUGGUGGCAGUUUUAAAAAUGCAAAUGUGAAUGUCAAUUUGAAAGAUGAACUUCCCAGGGAUAGAAGUGUGUAUAGCAUGAACGAGACAUGUAAAAAUAUACCACCAUCCUUUGGCAGUGAAAAAAGUCAUAUCAAAUUAAUUGAUUGUAACAGUUAUUCACAUAAAAGGAGUAGCGGAAAUAACUACAGUAAUAAUAACAAUUAUAAUGUUCAUUUAGGUAAUGUAAAUUGCUACAGUAACUCAGUUAAUUCUAACGGAAAAACUUUUUUUAAUAAAAAGCAGAGCAUGAACUUCAGCCUGCGCAUUAACGAUGCCCCAAGUGUCAACCGUCAAAGGGGAAACCUCCUUAGUGGUAACAAUAAAAAUGAUCGCACCGAAAAAAUAAAUAGUAAUAAUAUGAUUCGUGAGAUUGAUAGGGGUAAUAGAAGGUAUAAUGAAAAAUCUAGAAGUAAUAAAACAGUAGAAGGUGACAGAAUCAAUGAGAACGCUAUUAGAAAGGAGUACCAUAACAGAGGUUAUUACAACAAGCCUGUUUAUAAUAGCAACUCAAGUAAAAAUUAUUUUAAUAAUAAUGUAAAGGUGUACACCAAUGAGAAUAACAAUGAUGGGAAUAACAACAAUGGGAAUAACAACAAUGGGAAUAACAAUGAUGGGAAUAACAACAAUGGGAAUAACAAUGAUGGGAAUAACAACAAUGGGAAUAAUAAUAAUAGUCGUUAUGUAAAGCGCAGGGAGAAUGGAUAUAGCAAAAGGUUUGCUCACGUAAAAUGGUCGCACAGAAACUUUGAAAAAAAAUAUGAACAUGUGAAUAAUUUACGUAUAAAUGUAAGUAAUCUUAAUAAAAAUGUUCCUUCGUUUAAUGAGGGGAACGGAAAAUCGGAAGAACAUUUUAAUUUUAUAAAUUGUGAAACAUAUGGUAUGAAUAAAAAAGUGGGUAAUCGUUCAGCGCAAUCUGAAGAAUAUUACUCUCAAGGUGAUUGCAAACUGCCAAAUGAGGAGGAGGAAGAAGAAGAGGAAGAAGAAGAAGAAGAGGAAGAAAAAGAAAUAAGAAAAAAAGCAUAUACUAAUAAUGAAGUAGAGGAAAAUGGUAACACAGCUGAAGGAACAAAUGGACAAGUUAAGUUAUAUAAAAGAGGAGACGAUGAAACCGAAAUUUCAAAUAGAAAUCUAAAUAAAAAUCAACAUGGUGAGGAAAUAGUAUAUAAUGAUAGAAACAACAUGGACAAUGAUUUAAAUGGAGAACAAUAUAACAACACGAAUGAAAAAUUGAGAAAAAUGAGAAGAGAAGAAGAGAAAAAAAAAGUAAUGAACUGGAAAGAGGAAGAACAAACAUUACUUGAAGAGGGGCUGAAAAUUUAUAAAAAUUUAAAAAAUUGCCCAGAAAAAUGGGAAAAAAUUAGUGAGCUUGUAAAGACAAAGAAUUCUGAUGAGUGUUUGAAACGUUUCCUUUAUUGUAGAUUUAUAGUAAUGAAAGAAAAACAAAAGCUUGAAAACGAAAUGCGCAAAAGAGAGACCGAUGCGAUGGAAACGGAAUCGAUGAGAAUAGAGGUGAACGAUGCACACGCAAUGGGAAUAGAAGCGAAGGGGAUAAGAACGAAUGGAACAGAAGAGGGAAAAACUGAAAUAGAGGAAAACAACAAUGAACAGCCUAGGGAUAAGGAAGAGCUUGAACAGGACAUAGAUAGUGAUGACAUGAAUAUAAAUAACAAUUUAAACAUAAAAGGGAAAAACCUGUCCCUAAUCAAUGUUCACAUAAAAAAUAUAUCGCUAUAUAAGGCAGUGAUGUUGAAGUUUCAGUUAGUUUGUAAUAGGUGCUGUAACACGUUUGAUGUUACAAGAACGAGCAAGGAUCCUGUUCAGUUAGUUUACACGUGCAUAAAUUGCAACAACAGUACAGUUGUAGAAGUUUACAGGAACAUUUGUUUUUUGGAAAACAAUUGUGUCUGUGUUUUGAAGUUUAACCAGUGUUCAUUAAUGAAUUUGUUAACUGGGGACUACAGUAUAAACUGUGAUAAUUGCGGAAGAAAAAAUCUCAUAAAAAAUGUCAUCUCGGGUAAAGAAGUAAAUGUUAAUUGUCAGAACUGCUUCACUAAAAUGGAGUUCAAAUAUAACGAUUUUUCUUUUGACGAAACGAUUAACAUGAAUAAUGCUGCCAUAAGAAAAAUUGACGAAAUGAUAAACAAAUUAUUAACGAAAAAAAAGUCAACCAAGAAAGCUGUGCCCACAUCGAACAAUUUGAAAAUAGAAAAAUGUAAAAACGUUGUAAAAAUAAAUAAUAUAGAAGUUAAGGACGGAGCGUGCAAACAUUUUAAAAAAUCCCACCGGCUGUUUAAAUUCCCUUGUUGUAACAAGAUAUUUCCUUGCCCAACUUGUCAUGAUUUAAAUAGUAAUCACGAAUGUAGCAUUGCAAGAAGAGUAAUUUGUGGGUUUUGUUUUCGUGAAUUUGAUAAUGAUGAUAUAUGUAUAUGUCAGAAGGAUAAAAAAGCGAAAAAAAGUGGAAACUUCUGGGAGACAAUCCGUGCAGAAAAAAAAAAAGAAAUAAUUGACGAAAAGAAAUUUAAGAAGUUAAAGAUACUAAAGGAAUUAAAGAUAUAUUGA